Molecule: messenger RNA, 2128 nt
Organism: Panicum virgatum (switchgrass)
Lineage: Eukaryota; Viridiplantae; Streptophyta; Magnoliopsida; Poales; Poaceae
Exons: 4
Coding region: 36-1958 (640 amino acids)
Molecular function (GO): protein dimerization activity
Source: RefSeq, a predicted model, not a curated record
UUGGAAGCUCAAGCACACCCAAGAAGCUAGGGCCCAUGGACAAAUUUACACGUCCCAUUGAUCCCAAGUUAAGCAGUGCUGAAGCUAAGAGGCAACAAAACAUAAAUGAAGCACUUUGGAAAGAGAGAACACACCAAGUGCAGCGAUAUGUUGCUAAAUGGGUCUAUACACAUGCUAUUCCAUUCAAUGCUUGUGACAAUGAUGAGUUCAAAGAAAUGGUUGAAGCUAUUGGUCAAUUUGGUCCUGGUUUCCAACCUCCAACUCAAUAUGAUCUUCGGGGCAGAUUGUUGGAAGAGGAGCACGCAAGAACCAAGAGCUUGCUACAAGAUCGUGAAGAUGAGAAGAUUAAGCAUGGCUGCUCCAUCAUGACUGAUGCUUGGACAGAUAUGAAGAGAAGGAGUAUUAUGAACCUGUGCACAAAUACAAGUGAGGGCACAACUUUUAUCAAGUCAAAGGAGAUGUUAGAUGUGUCACACACUAGUGAAGUUAUAUAUGAGCUCGUUGACAAGGCAAUUGAGGAUGUAGGUGCUGAAAAUGUGGUGCAAAUUGUGACAGACAAUGCCUCUAACAACAUGGGAGCUAAGGCUUUGCUACAAGCUAAGAGGCCAAACAUAUUUUGGAGUUCUUGUGCAACUCAUACCAUUAAUCUUAUGCUGCAAGGUAUUGGCAACCUUGCAAAAUUCAAGAAGACGAUUGAUCAAGUAAAAUCAUUCACUAUCUUUGUGUAUGGUCACCACCGAACUUUGGCAUGUUUGAGGUCCUUCACCUUGAAGAGAGAAAUCAUAAGGCCAGGGGUAACUAGAUUUGCUAUAGCCUAUCUGACAAUGCAAAGUAUGAUGGAGAAGAAGGAUUGUCUAAGGAAGAUGGUGGUUGAUUCCAAGUGGGAAGACUUAUCUGAAGUGAAGACCAAAAAGGGCAAGGAUGCUACAGCCACGGUGUUGAACAUACAAUUUUGGAGAAAUGUGUCCCUUUGUUUGAAGGUCUUUGAGCCCUUGGUGAAAGUUUUACGUUUGGUGGAUGGGGAUGUGAAACCAUCUAUGGGGUAUGUCUACGGAGAACUUCUCAAGGCAAAGAAAGAGAUCAAAGAAUCAUUUGGAAAUGUGGAAAAGAACUACAGAGAUGUGAUGGCCAUUGUUGACAAGAAAAUGAAAAAUAGGCUUGAUUGUCCAUUGCAUGUGGCUGCAUAUUUGCUGAAUCCAUACUAUAGUUACAACAAUCCAGCAAUCUUCUCUGAUUCAAAUGUAGUGGAAAAAUUCAUGCAAUGUGUGGAGACCUUUUAUCAUGACGAUGAUGAUAAACAACAUGGGGCUGUUAAUGUGGACUUGGAAAUAUUCCAAAAGAGACAAGGAAACUUCUCAAAGAAGAUGGCAAAGACCUGCGAAUGCUUCGAUUUCAAUCCGGCAUCUUGGUGGAGGCUUUAUGGAGGUGGAGCACCAGAUUUGCAAUAUAUGGCCAUUAGAAUCCUCUCACUGACCUCUAGUGCAUCUGGAUGUGAAAGGAAUUGGAGUACAUUUGAACAGCAUCAUACAAAGAGAAGGAAUAGGCUGACAACAGAGCGUCUCAACUCUUUAGUCUUCAUCCAAUUCAAUAAUAAAUUGAUGUCCAAGAAGGAGAAAAUUAAAAGAAAGAGUAACUAUGAAGUGCUCCUAAGUAGUGAUGCUUCCGAAGCUCAAGGAUUUUUCUUUGAGGGAGGGGAUGCUCAUGCAUUGGCUGUCUUUAGGGAUGAGGAAGAUGAGGGAGAAAUGCCAGAGACAAGGAUACCAUGGAGUGUCAUUGGAGAUGCAAUGGGAACUAAUGAACAGCUUCAACCUCAAAGGAGUGCAAGAGUGGCUAGAGAGGUGUAUGAAGAAGGGUGGGAAUCUGAAUCCGAAGAUCUUGAUUAUCAAGAUGAUGACAUUGCCUAUGAGGAUGAUCAUGAUGAAGAAGCAAUUCUGAAUUGCACUACAUUUGCGGACUGAGCAGAUUUUAUGAUGGCAGCAUGCUGCCAAGUUAUCUAAAUAUCAUUAUCUACUUGUCUACUUAUGUUUAAUUUGUGUAUGGACCAUAAGAUAAGACCAUUAUUGUGUGUUGUACUGCUAUGUGCUAUUUGUGGGCCAUUAAGGCAUGUGAACUGUGACUGUUGUGCGUA